Molecule: messenger RNA, 6809 nt
Organism: Pristis pectinata (smalltooth sawfish)
Lineage: Eukaryota; Metazoa; Chordata; Chondrichthyes; Rhinopristiformes; Pristidae
Gene: zbtb34
Product: zinc finger and BTB domain containing 34
Exons: 2
Coding region: 168-1697 (509 amino acids)
Biological process (GO): regulation of transcription by RNA polymerase II
Molecular function (GO): RNA polymerase II cis-regulatory region sequence-specific DNA binding; DNA-binding transcription factor activity, RNA polymerase II-specific; protein binding
Source: RefSeq, a predicted model, not a curated record
GUCGGUCGGUGGGAGAGGCGGUCUCCGAGGCCCCGGGGGCAGCGACAGGGGGGGUGGGGGGGAAAUAUACCACCGCCGGAGAGAGAAGGCGAGGCGAGAGCACCAUGUGAGAGGCAGCCCCACGGAGCACUGGCGAGGCGGCGUUUUCAAUCUUGACCACAGAAGAAAUGGAUAACAGUGGAUAUAUUCAGUUUGAUGUGCCUGAGUACAGCAACUGUGUUCUGAGCCAACUUAAUGAGCUACGCUUACAAGGAAAGUUAUGUGACAUUAUAGUUCAUAUUCAGGGUCAGCCAUUCAGAGCCCACAAAGCUGUCCUAGCUGCCAGCUCCCCUUAUUUCCGAGAUCAUUCAGCACUGAGCACCAUGAGUGGUUUAUCGAUAUCAGUUAUUAAAAAUCCAGAUGUAUUUGAACAAUUACUUUCAUUUUGUUACACUGGGAGACUGUCGUUGCACUUGAAAGAUGUUGUUAGUUUUCUUACUGCUGCAAGCUUUCUGCAGAUGCAGUGCAUCAUUGACAAAUGCACUCAGAUCUUGGAGAGCAUUCACUCAAAAUUCAGUAUUGUGAGUAUUGAUUCUGUGGUGGUCAAUACUGAAGAUAAUCAGGGAAAUCGCAACGGGGUUAGAGAAAGCAAUAGUCGCUUCUUAAAUCCAGUUGAAAUCUCACCGCCGUAUUAUGGCCAAGUGCGGCAGACGGCAAUUCCUAACGAACCACGAAUGGAAGCCACUCCCAACCGAGGUUUCCAGAGUCGGGCGUUGGAGGAGAGGCAUUCUGACCCCGGAAGCAGCGGCAGCAUUUCUGAGCACGAAAUCCAGAUCGAGGGCGAUCAUGAGCAAGCAGAAUUAAUCGUGAGGGAGGCCAAUCCGAUCAGCGCCCAGAUCACGGAGGUCAAAGUCAAAAUGGAGAAGUCUGACCGGCCGAGUUGCUCCGACAGCUCGUCGGUGGGCGACGACGGUUACCACACGGAGAUGGUGGACGGCGACCACGUCGACAGAAUGGUGGCCGUGAACGUCAGCUCGUAUGGACCGGUGUUACAGCAGGCUUUCUCACUAUCUCAACCCGCAUCCCAGUCAGCUGGCUUAUCGACCACCUAUGGUUGUCUUACAAAUUCAAGCCCUUCUAGAUCCAUGCUUAGUAAUUUUAGAGGUCGCGGUCGACUGAAACGAAACAUACAGAUACAGAACGAAGGGCAGAAUGUGAUUAAUCAGUCUUCUGAUGGUGACAGUGGGCCAAACAGGCAAAGCUUUGAGAGUAAUCCUCAUGACCAUGAUGCAAGGGAACACUGGUUUCCGUACAAUCAGAGGCUUAUCUGCAUCUAUUGUGGAAAAUCCUUCAAUCAGAAAGGGAGUCUUGACCGACACAUGCGGCUCCACAUGGGGAUAACCCCUUUCGUCUGCCGCUUUUGUGGGAAAAAGUACACGCGGAAAGACCAACUGGAGUAUCACAUCCGUGGGCAUACAGAUGACAAACCGUACCGCUGUGAGAUCUGCGGUAAAUGUUUCCCUUUCCAAGGCACUCUGAAUCAACAUUUGAGGAAAAAUCAUCCUGGCGCAUCCGAGAUUAGAAGUCGGGUUGAGUCACCAGACCGAACUGAUGCGCACACAGAACAGAAAGAAGGUGAUGAACCUUCUCCCUCAGAGGAUUCCCACAUGGAGACUGCAGUGCAGGAAGUUCUUCCAUUAUCCCAUAUUUCUGAAUGAGUUGCUUGGGCAUCACAAAGCCAAAAGCGCACAAAGCUAGAAAUAAUGCUAAAAUGUUAGUAUUUUGGGGUUUCUUUUAUAGAAGAGCAUUCAUCAUUUAUAUACUGUUUCUGGUUCUGAAGUUAUUUUUCCCCAAUCCACUUAUAUUUUUCUUGUGUGGAUUUUUUCCCUGAAAAUAAUUUUGAAUACUUAAAAUGUGUUUUACUGCCAGAUAAGAGGUACAUUGUAUAAUAUAAAAAAUAAAUGGCCAUGUUCAAGAGGAGAAGGUCAGGAUAAUUAGUUACGGUAACAGGAAGGAACGUUUGUGAGAUAACGUAUCGCCAUUAUAACAAAAAGUCACUGUGACGAGUCUAAAUAUCUAUUCACACUUCACACAGCAGUGAAAAAUUCUAUUAUAUUCUAUUAUUUGAUUGGUUUCAUUGAUGGGGGUCGAAACGUUUUAUUUUGCCUACCCUAUCAGAGCAGUGGUAAAGGGUUUGAAUUGAGCUCUUGAUUGUUGGAACAUCUGACACCUGGCAUGGAUUGGGUUUUAAAAUUUGGCUACACUGUGCGUAAUGAGUUUAGCUUUUUUAAUCAUCAGCUUGAUAAAGAUGUUAAUUAAUGUGAUGCUGAUAGUGCCAGUCUCAGAUUUUCCUUGCACAUUGAGCACCCUCUGCUGUUCAGUCCGUGUGCAGCGUUCUCCCAAAAAUAUCUGAGAAAUUCCUUUGGAUCAGAUUUAUACUUGCACCUAUGAGUUGUGGGGGUGUUAUUGCAGUGUGGAUGCAAAAUAAAACCUUAAAAUCCUAUUGUCUUGAUUCAGUUUGCAGUAUUAAACUAUAUAUUUCUUUAAUCAGAAUUACUUUUAUACUGCUGUGUGAAAUAGUUUGAAUGCUUAAAGCAAACUAGAGCAGAAACCAUUAAAUAUACUUUUUCUGUUUGGGAAAAGAUCCUUUUGCUUGCUAAUACAGGAAAGCUAUAUACAAUUCAUUAGACUGAUUAAAAUUUAAUUUUUUUAAACAUAAACUACUGAUUUUUGUAUUAGCAUCACAUUUGCUCAUGUCCAAUGAUCUUUAAAGGUGCAAGUGUACUCCUAUCAGCCAUAAGUUAUGCCAGUAUCUUUGGGUAAAUGAACAGCAAUUAUUCUCUCUCACAUGGCGGGCUUGGUGAAGAUGCAAGGCUGUCUUCUCUCCUUCGGUGGAUCCUAUUGAAAAGUAACCGCUUAAACCCUGAUAAUUUACUGGUAGUGAUGAGGUUAUUGUGUUAGCAACUUUGUUCUUAAUGGCUUGGCUGGGAAAGAAUGCUUCCUCAAUGUUCAAAUUUAGAGGCAAGAAUUUAUAAUGAAAUUCAACUUAAUGAACUUAAUGUUUACCUAGCAGAGUAGCAUUUUGUUUCAUUUAGUAAUGUCGAUAGGCACAGUUCCAGGUUUUUAUUACUAAUUUCAAUACCACAUUUGUGGGGGGAAUUCAAAUCAGUAUUUAAAAUGCCAGAUGGUACAUGAACGCCGUCUGCUUGUUAACCAUGGUUUUGUUUAUACACAACUAUAAAUCAUAUACUUUAAGAUGUAUUAGUGCUGUAUUGUAGAAAAAAAAGUUUUAAAGAAAUUCAAGCAACUUUUAUUUAUUUAAAACUGACUUUUAACCAAAGCCUAUAUGCCCCUUUUACCCUGCAUGUUCUCUCUUUAAAAGACAAAGGCUAACUUUGCUGUAGUGUGGCUACUGAGGAGCAUGCAGUAAUAUCUGAAGUUCAAAUGAUCAUACUGUAUUGUGUGCUAGCAGUGGCCUCAGUCUAGCACUUAUAAUUAUCUUUAGAAAUUGCCUAUUGUGCAAAGAUUAAUUUUUAAAAAGGCUUUGACCUUGGGGGUCGCUGAAGAGCUUCUCUUACAGUGCAAUGGAUUGAAAUGCUUGGAAUGUCAGCAGAUGUGUAAUACCUGCCAUUUGUUCUGAAUCGCAAGGGAAGCUUCCGUGUUCUCAAAAUACCAGAAGUCGUUUGAGAAGUUUGAGGGCAAAAUCAAUUAGCCUUUAAAAUGACUUGAUACUUACCUUGCAUCCACUUCAUAAUCAUUGCAAAUCAUAAAUUGCAUAGAAAAAAAUUGAACCACCUCACUCUGCAAAGCCCUUUUAUCCUCUUCCAUCAAAUAAAAACUUUUUGGAUGUAUUUACUGUAUAACACAUGCUAACCUAAUGAACUGUAACCUGGAAUUAUUUGAUUAAGGAUAUUUGAUUACAUAUAUUUCUAAUGGCAUCAAUGAAAUGUAUACCUAAAAGUUUCUGCUGUACUUAAAGGAAAAAUAACUGCUUAACUGUUUCAUAAUAUACUAAUUUGAGCAGUCUCUUACAGAAGUGUUCUUUCUGUAAGAAAGCUGCUUAUACUUCCAACAUGAAAGAUCUUUCUGCCAACUUUAAUGUUCAUUGUGUGACUUCACAGGGAAGAGCUUGGAGUAUUACAUGGUUGGUAAGUGCUGGAGAGACUUCCCAUUCCUGCUUUCAUUCAAAAUUUCUGGGGUUUAUCCAUACCUGGUUGGAAAAGCUUCCUAUGUGACCCAUAAGAAGCAUCUGCCAAUACGCUUGGCGUUCUUUAUCCAUCCAGAAGGAAACCCAAUAAAUUGAUGAAUCCAGGACCUACAUUGAGAAAUGAGUGCCUGUUGUAUGCAGGCCAGAAGUUAGAAUUGAACAGAGAAACCAUUGACUUUUCUCAGCCUUGAAAUGCGGAAGUUAUAGUUAGUGUGCAAUAAUCUAUUUUUUUUCAUUUUAUAAAGCCAGGUGAAUAGUUAUCUGAAACCCUGUCCAUUCUCAACAACCAUCAUCUACAUACUGUGAUAUUUUAGCAAUUUUUAAAAAACUACCAGUACUACUAAACUUCGUCUCAUUGUUGCCUGGUUAAAGUCCAGUCUGUUUCUUUGGUAUUCAGAUGGCAGUUAUACUGUGGUCAUUGAUAUCACCACCAAUCUUGGAUCAGUGCACACUUAACAUACAGAUAUUUGGGCUGUUUGAGUUUGAAGACACAAACUCGAAGGGUCUUAGGCAGGCAAGGCCAUACACAACUUUUUUAGGGUAUUUACCCUUAAAUGGUGCUGUUAGAUCAGGUUAGAAUUAUUUAUUGAACCAGCAUUAACAAUUUUAUAUAUAAUAUUUGGAUGAGUACUGUUUCAAAUUGUUUAUAAAUUCUUUAUAUGAACCCUGUAAUAUAAUCAAUCUGGAAUUUUAGUCAACUCCAAAGUAUUGAAUGAAGUUGAUGUUUUCUGGAAUGCAUGUAAUCUUUAAGGAAACCUAUAGAAUUUUAAUCUAUUUGUUCCAAAAUCCAGCUAAUCCAUUAUACGUUUCAUAUAGCAGAAUGAAUUAACACUGUUCAGAUAGAUCAAGAGCUAAAUUGAUUGAUUGUUUCUUAGGAGGAAUGAUUUCCAGUGGAUAAUCUAAUCAUGCUGUAAUCGUGACAAUUUCCAAAAUGCAAGCAACUGUGAUAACCAAGAGAAAAUAAAUUCUAUCCAAUAAAGUUUUCUAUCCAGCUAGUAUAUUUUGUAAAUGGCUGAAAUUUUAUGAGCCUAGCUUGAUCUGUCAUUAGAACUUCUCAAUCUCUGAGCUACAAUGCCAAAUCCCUCUUGCACUUUGACUUCCUGGUCAGAAAUGUUUGCUGGACUCAGCAGAUACUGUACACGGUAGCAUAGCAGUUGCAAUACUGGACCAGCAAUCCAUGGUUUGGGCUAAUGAUCCAGAAAUGCCUAUUUAAAUCCCUCGUCAGCAGAUGGGGAAUAUGAAUGAGGUUAACUUGGAAUUGAAAGCUGAUAUCAGUAAGGGUGACCCUGAAAUUACUAAAACAGUUGUUAAAAACCUAUCUGGUUCACUAAUAUCCUUUUUAAGGAAGGAAAUCUAUUGUCCUUGCCCAAUCUGGUUUGUGUGGACUCAGAGCUACAGAAAUAUGGUUGAAUCUUAAUUGCCCAGUGAAGUGGUUUAACAAGCUACUCAGUUCAAGGGCAAUUUGGACAAUGCCAAAAUCCUGUGAAUGAAUAGAAGGAACAGAUUGAGGUGGACACUUUAAGCAGUAUAAUUGCAAAGUUUAAGAAUUCCCUCUGCUAUCUGUACCUAUUCUCACUCAAAAGAAACAGUCAGUAUUUGAAAUGUCCACUGUUAGCAAGUUCUGGCUAAAUUGGACAGUAAUGCUUUCAGUGACAAUGGAGAAAAGUGGAUGAAUAUUUCAAAUGUGCCUGCAUCACUUGCGUAAACCAGGCUCUGAGUUCAAAGACACAAGUGGAUCGAAUAGUAUAACACACAAGGGUAGAUUGGUUAGCAGGUGCAGCUGCUGCUAGACAUUUUAAGUUGUGUGCGCGCGCGUGUAUACCUAACAUAAAAGCUUUUAACAGAGCCUGACUCGGACAUCACACACCUAACACUGUUCUUUAAACACCCAUACUGACUUGAUUUUAGUGCAAUAAAUAUUCAGUCACAAUAGACACAUACAGUUAUAAAUAAGCUAUUUUCAAACUACACAGUGCUUUUUUUACUUUUGUUAUUUACUAUGUAUAAUCUGUUUAAUGCCAUUGCAUCAUAAGCAACCAAAAAUGUAUUCCACUGUUUUAUCAAGCAAUAUGUCUCAAAGGCUUUGUUUUAUUUUUCUUUCCAUUCAACAAUUGCGGAAGCUGCAACAGAGCUUUGUGAGGAAACGUAAAACAAGUAUAAGGGAAAUAAUUUGAUGACAUCAGAGCAGGUUUCAAUUUACCCACACACAGCUAUUUAUUUUUCUGUGGCUCCUAAAGAGCUGCAAAAUGGCUGCUAGAUUGUCACUAGAGAGGAUGUUAACUUGCAGUUCAUUUAUUGAAACUCUGGAGAUUAGCAGGCCAUUAUCCAUGAGUGAGUGAAGUAAAUGAAGCUAUUGAAGCUGAUGCUCUGAAAGUUGAUAACUAGCCAUUAUGGAUGUAUUUUCUAGCAUGAAUGCAAUCAAUAUUUAUUCAAAAGUAUGUUUUUCUCUUAUCCUAUUAGCUGUGUCUGACUGUGAUCAAUUAAUAUUUCAAUGCUGCUUAAUUGUUUUGAUGUUAAUCCUUUAUUUCUGUACUUCCAUUUUGUUGCUUGUAAACAGCUUUUGUAUUGUUUGAAGAGUAAUAAAUGGGAAGUUACUGUUUUUUUGUAAAUAAAUCUUUUGCUG